AACAAAUACAAUUUUGCCACAAGUUGAUGAAGAUUUCAACUCUGGUGUGACGACCACACGGGUCGUUUUUCGCAUGAAAAUUUUCUUGUCAAUACCAAAAAAUCUGUAGCAAAAGAAGAAGUUGGAGUUGAAAACUACCGCUAGAUCGAUCUACGAUUCUUUCGUUGUGGGUUGACCCAAAGUUUUCACACAUUUUGCUGUUUUUGAAAUCGUUUUACGUAAAGAAAAUAAACCACACGAACGACGACACAACAUUUGAUUUCUUCAUGGCCACGAGACAACAUGACUAGCUUUUCUGAAUAAAAGCAACACGAAUUACAUUUCGUCAACGAGUUCGUCAACGAGAAGAUCAUCGCUUCUACUCCGGCGACAAAGAUUCGGCGAGGGAAGUUCUUUCUUCACACGCUUUGAAAACACGAAGAGUACUACUAUUUCUGACGGCCGGCGCCGGGGAAACAAACAACCGCAAUUCACUCCCUGGUGCACUUGAAGAACGACCAAACUCAUAUUGUACCAGAACGGCGGUUAUUUUUGCGAAAGGAAUCAUUGCUCAGCAUCUCGACCUCCAUAAUCAUAUGGUCUACAACUCUCUCAGCACUCUACAACGGAUAGAUUUUUUUAAAAUUUUCGCGGACUUCGGGUUGACUACUUCAACUUCUACUUCGUAGAUCGGACCGAUAUGCGGCCGAGGACGACAACGCUCGACAUUUCACCGACAACUACACCGAAUUGAGGCCGAGGAAGAAGUGGAAACGACUUUGAAAAGUUGAUUUGUCAAGCAGACGCUCGAAUUGGUACCGAUACGGAGGAGAACCGCCUAAAGGUACCAGCGGGGAGUGUUAAUCCAUCAACCCGUAGAAUCAACCGGACAAGAAAUCGAUCGCCGCGUCGCGCGCUACCACAGUCGGAAAUUUUGCUUGUAAAGCGGAAGAGAAAAUAAAGAGGAAGUGAAGGGGAAACAUAGGAGGUAAGUACCUUUGAUGCCUACGCAAAAUCCAAAGAAAAUGAGUUGUGUUUCUAGGCGUGCUGCAGCACGUGUAUCGUGCAAGGUGUGUCUGCUUUUGCUAGAGGUUUUGCUUUGGUAGAGUUUUGGAAGCAAGGUCAUCUGCUUCUCGUGUGUGCAAGUUCCGCAUGGCAGAGCUGAUGCGACCUUGGUAAGUACAAAUCGCGAAACUGAUCCUUGGAGGUGCUUCUAGUCCGCCAAACCCGGAAAGCGUUUGCUUGGGAUCUUGAAAAGUUGUUUCUGCGGCAGAAUCAGAGGAGAAUCACGGCACGGCAUUUAGGGGAAAAAUAGAAGGUAGGAUCAAAUACAAAUUCAUGUGUGAAAAUCAUUUUCAAUGUGGAAAAAAUGCUAUGGUCGAUGUUACGUUGAGCGUGGUCAUCAUCUAUCUAACGAGUGGGGGUGUGAAUUAUCUGUUAUGCCGUGAAUGAGAUGGUGCUCGUGAUAAAGCAUUUUACUCGUAUCACACCAGGUACUGUUUUGCCAAACGUUUCUUACUGGGUGCGAAACACGGUAGGGAAACACGACUUCCAACCGGCCAGGUGAUACACCAAAAGCAGCCAGCGGCAGCCGGAAAAGCAAAACUGCACUUCACCUGGGAAAAUCUGCCACCAUCGACACAUCGUGCAGAAAGAAGUCGGCGGAUUGUUGAAAAGCAGAAUCGACUGGACUAGGAUCGAAACAUACAGGUAAGAUUUUUCGUUUCCGAAAACGAAAUACGAGUAAGUAACUAUCCCGCAUCAUUGAUUCUUCUUCUUCUAUGUAACACCGGCGGUGAAGUAGUUGUACUAGAGACAAGCGGCAUGAUUUUUCGACGAGCUGCAGCUGGUGCAAGAAGUUGCUUCUAAAUGAAAGUGAAAGUGAUACAGUACCGAACGAACAGGAACACAUAAUCCCGCCAGGUCGACGAGGACGUCAACAGUCUCCGCUUUUGAAGAAAGUUGAGCCAGCUUUUUUUCGAAAACCGACCGAAAAAUGAACUCGAAUCAGCAUUACAACUACCCGGGUGAGCAAUUCGUCUCCCCUCCGACUCAGCAAGUAGUACCGGACCUGUACUUCGAUCCCAUGUCGACGAGUACUUACCAACACCAAGCAGGCGGGGGCUACGACAACAUGGGCGUCGGGAGCAACAUGGGUCCUGUGGGUCAGCAAGGCGGGGGGCAUCAACUGCAAUAUUCUUCUCCGAUGACCAUGCAGCCGCAGCAGCCGAUGAUGAUGCAACACCAGCAGCACCUCAUGCAGCAGCAGCAGCAGCAAAAUUCGGUGAACAUGAUGCAGCACCAACAGCACUUCCACCUGCAGCAGCAACAGCACCAGCAAAUGGCCGCGUCGCAGCAGCGCCAGCAAAUCAUCGAGCAGCAGCUUUUGCAGCAAAGGCAACAGCAGCAGCAAUUGCGGGUUCAGCAGCAGCAAAUGGCUCCGAACAACCUGAUGCAGCUGCAGCUAUCGCUUGCUAAUAAAUUCUGUAGACUUUAACUUUGGGAACUUGAAAUUGAAAAAAAGCGAGGGUUAUUGUUCAUACGCAGGUCUCGGUGAAGUUAUUGCCAUCUUUAAGUAGACGCUUGACUUCCCGUCAGUUCGCGUCAUCAAAAGUCUUCUUCUAGUAGCAAAGUCACUAGUAGUGCUGUAGGUUUCGUAUGAGCAGAAAGAAGGAGAAGUUUCUUUGGUUUCGUCCUCGUUUUUGUUUUCAUACAACCUUCCUCCGCGGCCCCCCCCUCCGCCACAGGGGAACUCUUGCUCUUACCCAAAUCUGCUUGUCAACAGCGAAUACCGUCGCGAGUACGUACACAUGUCGUCGUGCGGCAGCGUCGAAGUGCAGCUGCUAUGAAAUUGCGACGCUCGUCUGGUGCGGCCUCCGCGCACUACAAAUGCUUGUAGACGUUGUGAAGUAAUAAACGUCAUGAAAAAAAAAUUCGAGUUUGUUCCAAUGUUGCUGGGUUUACAAUUCUGCAGGAGCGGCAGCGGCUUUGAGCUUCGAUAUAGGCUUAUGUGAAACCGGUAUCCUGGGCGUGUUGUUCGCGUUGCUCUUGCUCCUGCCUCGUUCCAUGCAAACAAGAAUCAUCUCCGAUACGACCACAUCACUAAAUCAAAUUUGCAGCAAAAUAUUCAAGAGAUAUGCUAUCUUAAAGUCUACAGAAUUUUGCCAUUUCAUAACCGGGAACAGACGGGUCCAUCCAGUAUCGGAGAAAAUACGGAAAGGAAAUCGUGCUGUAAUUGUAGCAUUUCUACGUACUGCUUGGAGCUGACGUCUUCCUACAAAGCAAGGUAGAUCUCUAGCUGCGUGGCAAUGGCAUGCAAGAGAUGGAUGAGAACUGUUGGCAUCAAGACUGAGGCAACGAUGUGCAUUUAUUUUGCAAGUAUUGCAGCUACAGGAAUAGCGCUUGUUUCUGCACUUCCAUACGGAGACUGUAGACGAGAACAUGAGGCUGCACUACACGAGUCUGCCGGCACCCGCACAACCCCGGGCGCCCGUCAAUAACCAGUACCAUCAAAUUUCUCCCCCAUCCAAUGCGUCGUUUACCAAUACAACCGUUAGGGCGGGUAAUGGCACGACCGGCAACAGCAACUAUCGGGACACGACGACCACCGGAUAUAGUAAUCACAUGCGGAGCGGCUCACAUAGUACGAGCAAUGGCAGCGGAGUUAAUAGCCGGGUGCCCCCUCCGGUGCCCGGGCAGCAGCAGUAUAGCGGGCAACGCUACAACUACAACACGAAGAAUAUGUCGAGCAACACGAGCACCGCCGUCGGCCCGCCGAACAGCUCCAAUUCCACGGUUGCCUAUUCCCCACCGACGCCGGGAAACAGAACGGUAGGUAUCGGUCGAGCGAGUAAAUCUACUUCGGAACAACAGCAGCAGAGCGGAACAACAAGAGGUGCUGUAGUUCCGAAGCGACAAACAGCUGGGCUGAUGAGCCAACGGGAUCUAGACCUGAAGCAGCAGAAGCAGAAAACCCUGGCACUCAACAAAUACAAAAACGAACCCGGGGCGGGAGACCAGGAGCAGCCGGACGACCAGCAGCAGAAUAAGAAACAAGAAGGAAAAAUAAACGUAAGCACAGCGGAGCAGGUCCACCUCGACGCAACCAGUAACGAGGCCGCAAGAUCUUCCCGCGACGUGGGACAUCAAGAACGAGAAGAGGACAUCAAGCGCGAUAGUCCUGAUGAAGGAGAUGAAGAACAGAAAUUGGUGGAAGCCGUGGAAGAGCGGUCCUGCGCGUCCCCUGACCAGAGGGGGACCACCACGAUGGGUUCUGUACUUCGUGGAAACAAGGAUGAGUUCGAUUCUGCUGGGUCCUCUCAUUGUUCUCAGCACGAUUCGCUGGAGCAGUUCGUGUCACCCAACCAAGAUGAAGCCGACAGUUGUAACAGUUUGCACAGCAGCCCGGGGGGCGGCGGUGGCAAGACCCCGCACGAACCCAUCAGCACCACCGUGCAGCAGGUGGUGAAGCGCAUGCCACAGGAGCCGAAAGUGUUUAGUAGCUCCUCGUCCGCGAUGAACAAUUCUUUAUCUUUAGAAAAAGAUAAAGAUGCGGCUACGUCGUCGGAGAAGCUUGUGGUCACUUCUACUUCUUCUACAAUCGGGAACAAGAAGAUUCUGGCAACGCAGGAUGAAUCAGGAUGCUCAGGAGGUUGUGGCACUUCCACUGGUGCGGAUAUUAUGAACAUGUUGGCGAUCAACGACUCUGGUGUUUCGUCCGGUGCUUCGUUACUAGAUGAUUGUCUUCCUGACAGCAAUAAAAACGCUGUGGCUGAUGUCGCUGCUUCCGCUAAAGGAGACAUCGAGCAGGACGGUUCGCCCGCCGAUAAGUGCGCGACUUCAAUGAAAACGGCGCCAGGAAGUACAAAUAACUGCAACAGUAAAAGUACAACCACGACUCCAGCAGCGGCUGCAGCGGAUCUGUUUCCCGGAACCCGGACAAAGGCGGAGCUGUGCGCGCUGCAGGAACGGCUCGAGGGGGUCGUGGAGUCGGUGCACGGGGGGAAAAAUGAGUCGUCUGGUUCCACGGAGUACGCGGUGCUGAUUGCGCCGAAGGACUUUCUUGGCAGCGUGCUGUUGCACUGGUCGGACGUGAUGCGGCGGAGCGGCAUUGAUAAGUUCCAAAUGGGGCAGAAGUUUAGCUUCAAAUUAGCCGAGGCAGAGGUGGAGAUCGUACAACUGCAGAGUAGUAGUGCCAGUGCGGAUUUUUCUUUUUCUACUCCGACGACUGGUAUUUUUGGUGAACAGCAGGAACUACAAACAACAACUACGAAGAUUCUCUACUUCAAGGCGGUAAGUGCGGAGUUUCAGCAAGGGACGAGCCCGUUGGAGAUGCUGGCUCUGGCCACGUUGCGCCAGCAGCAGAAAGACGUCAGCGGGCUAAUUCCGCCCAAGGAAGAGGCGGCGCUGCCGCUCGAGGAAGCUUUCCGCAUUCGGGAGCGGCUCCGUGGCGAAGUGGUGGAGGCAAUGUACUGGCACCAUGGGGAAAUCCGGGAGGGAAAGUAUUGUGCGGAAAAAUCCCUCCUCCCCAUAUCAAAAUGCAGCUUUGUCUUUCAGUGGCGGAAUGCAGGAAGUAGAUACAAAGCCUGGGCAGGGAAAAUGUUCUGCGGUCGCCACUUAGCUGCAUGCCAGACGUCUGCCGCCCUGUGGGUCUAGCAGAGUCACAAUCUGCCUGCGUACUUACCAUAAUGCGGCGGACAUUCUAGAUUUGCCUUCUACUUGCAAGACAGCCGCCAUGAUCUUCUGCGGCCACAAAUCAGCUCUGCAAAUUUUCAGAAGGAUCAUGCCUUGUCGAUGUGGAGAGGGGGGAUUCAUUUUUCCUUACCAUAUAAAGUACGGAAAAGUCGCACUACUGCGGUCGAAGAACCUGCUUUGCGACCACGGGAUUUUACUCGCGGAUGUGGACCACCGGGUCCACUUCUGGGGCGACAACCAUGCGAAAAGGUUCGCAAAGGGCCAGUGCUGGGAGUUCGAGCUGGCGCGCAAUCCGAAAUCCCGGGGCAACGACUCGAAGAAGGAAUUUGUGGCGGUGGCGGCGGUGUACGGGAUUGGGAUUAGUAGUGGUAUAUCGUAGGGAAAAAUCCCCCCUCCACCCCAUACUGAAAAGGCAUGCUGCUAAAAAUUUGUGAUGCUGAUUUGUGACCACAAAUCGCUCUUGCAAGGGGGCAAAUGCAAAGAGUCCGCCGCUUUAUGCCGGCGAUUUGUAAUCCUGUUAUGCCUACAUCGAAUGUCUCUGCUAUGCUAAGCACCUACACAGAAACAGCCCUACGCAGACUGAGGCUUUGCCUGCAGUGCCUCGUUGCAAGACAGGGCUGAUUUGUGUACACAAAUCCAGCAGCAGAAAUUUACGUUUCAAUAUGGGGAGGGGGGAUUUUUCAUUUUGAUAUGGUAGCGGUACCACUACAACUUUUUCGACCACUGCUCACAGUUCAUCGGGGACCAAUACAACAUCAAAAAGCCGCGGUCCUCUGCCGACGGCGAGCAGCUCCCGCACUGCACGCGUUUUGAGCAGCGACGACUGGCGUGCGAGCGCAGAAAAGCAGCAGUCGGGCCGCGGCUACCUCGACAAGAAGCUGCCCAGCGGAGGCGAAAACAGGUACGUGCAUCCAAACGCCCGGACGGGUGGUGGUACCGGUAGCGUGUCGGGGAUGAAUUAUGCUCCUGACGGCAAUAAUUUUAGUAAUUACAACAGCUCGACCCCGACUCCUGAUGACAAAAACUACCACAACAAUAUAAACGCGAACAGCAACAAUAAUUUCAGCAACCGGGGAGACAAGAUUGACUACACGCAGAACAACAGGAUCGACUACACGCAGAAGCAGAACAAUUACAAGGGCAGCGGUGCAUCGUCGUCGGGGGCGGCAGACAACAGCUACGGGGGAAGUAGCAACGUGAAUACUAAAACGUGGACGUCUGCCUCGUCGAGCAACUACAACAAUGACAAUUAUGGCGAGAACGACCGUAAUUAUUCUAGUGGAGGUUAUUAUAGCCAACAAGGAAAUGAUAAUAACAACUACUACAACCGAAAUAACAACAAAGACGCAUCAAAUGGUGCGUCGUCGUCUGCUGGAGACAACGACGACAACUCUGGCAGCAGCUCUUGGUACGACCACGACGGGAGCUACGCCGGACAGGGCCGUGGGCAGGGGGGGCAACAGCACGAUGAGUACAAGUACGGCAGCACGUCAUCAUCUGGAUGGAAGCAUGAUGACCAAAAUUACCACAACAAAAAUAGCAGCAACACGACGAAUAACAGCGAAGAUAAGGACGGUUCGUCGUGGUACGUGCGACCAGAUGGAGAGUGUGGUGGCGGGACGAAACAAGCGAAAGCGGGUACUCACAAGAAGUCCUCGGGCACCACGUCCAAAAGCGGGUAUCAUGAUGUUGCCAACAAGAAUAACUACAAGGGAACAUCAAAAGGCAAAAAGUCAAGUGGAUAUCCUCAUGGCAAGGGACAUAAUGAUGACAACUACAGCAGCUCCUACAAAAACGAAAGCGCUGGCUACAACAACGACUCCGGCUGGAAAAAUGGCGGGAGCUUCGAUAGCGAUUAUUACAACAAGAAAGAUCAUUUUUCCUACGACAGGGACCAGGAAAACAACGCAGACACGGAACACGGAAGUGGUACUUCAUCAUACCACAACUACAAGACAAACAGCAAGACUGAGUACAAUUCUAGCUACAACAAUAACUACCGAGGGACAUCAUCCGCUUCUGACAGCUACUAUAAUUACAACUGCACGAAAGAUGAAGCGAAAAACGAAGCUGGUGAAGACUACAACUACACCAGCAAAUCGGCCGCAUUUGAAGAAGAUCGUGGGACUUCUUCUGCUGCGCACCAGCAAACUUCCGCAGAAAGAGCUGUUGACGUGGUGAAGCCGUCGCAGGAAGAAAAACAAGUGCACGCGGAGGUGGAACUACAGCCUUCGAAAGCCACUACCGCCACGGAGGCCGCAGUGAAUGCGAAUGGGCAAGGGCCUGGAGGAUCAAAGGAGUCGGCUUUUUCAAACGCGUCGUCCGCUUUGGUGGACUGCGAAGCGCGAAAUGGAAAAAGGUCUGGCGCCAUCGAGGUAGAAAAAGAUUCGGAUGAGACGAAUAUCGCACAAAAAUCCGAGGGGCAACUCUUUGACAAUGAAUCGGACUUCUUGAUGAAAAUGACCGACGAGACACUGGAUGUGGGGCAGAAGGUAACUCAAGAGUUUAAAUCGUUUUCAUUUUUCUGGGUAGGUUUGGUCAGCACAUGGAUUAUAUGAUAGAUCACAAUCGGGAUCAGUGUAGUAGUGCAAUCUUAGUGAAUCUACUCAAUGUGUAUCGUUGUUUAUGCGCAUGAGUUUUGUGAUACGUCAACACGAAAGUGAAUGAGUUCUCCUUGCAAAGAACCCGAUAAAAAAUAUUUAUCAAAAAUCCUUCCAGAUCCCAGCUCCCCAGCAUGACCUUCUGGAGAGCGAUGCGCAGCAAGAUGCUCUAAACGCGCGACUGAAAAAGGACGACGAAGUUCUAGAUCCUCAAAUGGAAAUCGAGGUCUGCUCUGCUGUCCAGCGCGACAAAUUCGGGUGGGCGGUGCACAAGUCGCGCAUUGCCAACGACGAGAUUUCUUCCUACAGCAGCGACGAAUUAUCCGAGUGCCGCGCCGAGGCGGACCGAGAAGGGGAGGAGCAGGAGGAGGGUAAAAACGAGGAUCUUGGUGCAGCCGCGUCAUCUACUGCAAAUGCAGAUGUUGCUGCUGGAAGUCGUGAAAAUAUGAAACCUGGCGAAAGUUCUUGUAGUGAAGCAGUAAAGGACGAAGAGGCCGCAGCAAAAGAACUACCCUCUGGGUCUGGACCAACUACGGAGGAGCAGGGACAAGAGGUGGAUCUUCUGGGUGCUGCGACACCUCCAGGGCGGGGUGAACAAGAUUGUUCUCGUGGAGCUGAAAUCUCGCAAGGAGCACAAGAAGGAGCACAAGUACAACAAGAAGGCCCCUCUUCGAUUUUAGCAGCAACGAAAAACAUUGAGCAAGUAACCGAGGUUGUUGAGAACACGGUGGUCUACGCCACCGAGGAGGAUAUCAUGUCACUGUUGAUGGGAGGUGGACCACCCCCGCGAGGACGAGGAGCAUCUCCUUCGCCUGCACAUAAUCAGGAGCCGAAAGGAAAGGAACCACCACCGGUGCCGAGCGACGGUGGGGCUGACAGCUGCUACGAUUUGCAAAACUUGAUCGAUUUGGAAAUGUGUGGCCGCGGGGCUGCAGAUCAUGACGGGAGGGAACUACAGCAACAGCUAAAAAGUACGCCGGUUGAGCUGCCAACGAAGAAUAUUGUUAGCACCAGCACUCCUGCUGCAUUAGGAGCUCCCCCUAUCCGAGAAAUCGACGACAUUCUGAAAGACGAAAGUGAUGAGGAUGAUGAGGAUGUUGCGAAGAUUAUAGACCAGCACCACGGACGGGUCGGUGCUGACGCCGGAUUGGUGGCGUCGCAGAAAAAAAAUGGACAUCAACACGAUGAAAGGCUUGAAGAUCUUCCACCUGCUCCUGUUGACGGAGCUAUUGAAGAGAACGACAAGGACGACGACAAUCUCUCCGACAUCUCCGAUAUGAACCUAGCGGUCACGUCGACUCCGGGGAGAGCAGCCGGGGCAGCGACUACUAUUACAAUUGCCGCUCAACAGCUACAGGAGCAGGAACAGCUGGCGGGGCUCCAGGCGAAGAGCGUGGACCUGAUCGAUUUAAGUUUGUUUGCAAAGGACGAGGAGGUCGUGAACAACGGCAAUGAGGUACAAAAACGAGAACCCAGUGACGUGAGUCUGACCUCGGCGGAGCGGAAAAUGAGCAAAUUCUUUGACUUGGACGACAUUGACGACAUUGACGACGACGAUAUUCCGAAAAAACAAGAGAAAAAAGAAAAACAAAAAUCAGCGUCUAGUACUUCUAGGGAAGAGGUCCUCAACUCCUCCAAAGAGGUUGCAGCACGAGGAGGAUUGCCCACGUCAGUUCAUCCUUCUCGUCCGCCUCCUACUGCUUCGGGCGGUCCUACAACUUUUGGUGAGAACUACAAGACGAACUGCACUGAGGAGCGAAAUAAAGAGUUCGAUGCCGCUUCUGCGCCGAAGGUUUCCGAAAAUAUACCUGCUGUUUCCGACGAAAGAAUCAAGGACGUCGCGACCACCAGAGAGGGGGAUGUUCCGGUCAUCCUGAAGCCCGAGCAAGACCACUCUUGUUCGGAUCUAAUGAACACGAUGAUGCAACUGUUGGACCGGGCGGGGAAUUCCAACGGGAAGCUCUCCAUGAAGGAAUGGCAAAGUUUAUCACACGACAAAGUGUUAAACGUUAACGGAAUUUAGUAUCCAGGCAUGCACGAGAACUGAUGCCCAAAUUUGUAUUUCCUAGCAUGCAUGAUAGCGAAAAUCUGUCAUGCGUGAGUGCAAUGCCCCAAAACCGUUAACGUUAACACUUUUUUGCUUGACAAAGUUCGCUGCUGCAGACCAAGGGGAAGAACUCUCUGUUCAGUGGCGUGGCGGUACGCACUGCAAAUAAGUAUGUCCUCUGGGUCCUCUGGAAAGGUGCAGGGUUUGUCAUGCUCUGCUAGCAUGAGCAAGUUACUAGUACCCAAGACCUUUUGUUCUGUCAUGCAACGCUACAGUAUCAAUCUCCAAAACGUUAACGUGUCAUGCACUUGACAGCCAAAAAUUGUUGAGGCGUGCUCGUCUUUCUCCAACCAGCAUCACAAGUUUCCAGACUCGGACGACAUAUUUGUAUCGCAUAGGCGGACCUGGAUGACGACUGGAUGAGCGCCAUGGGCGGGAUCUCCGCGAAGCUACAACCAGAGAAAAAGACGAAGAAGAAAAUAGGUACAGCUGCAGAGGACGUCGGGCACCAAGAAACUAGAAAUAAAAAAUCGCCCACGUCUGGUCCUUCUUCAUCUACUCCGCAGCGCGGCCCGAACAGCGAGGUGGACGAGGAUCCGCCAACGCCAGCCACGGUGAUCGUCCACAGCACACGAAGAUCCUUCUCACCGGAUGUUGAUGAGCAGCAACGCAAAAGAAAAAUGGUUCCUAGUCCUCGGGCCUCGUGCGUCAGCGACAAUAUGGAGAACCCGAUCGGCGCUGAGGGGAAAGCGAAAGCCAAUUCGGUCGCUGGUGCCGGGGGCUCCUGCGCCGAUAGAACAAAUCAUGGCACCACUGCAACAGCAGCACCAGCAGCUGCUUCUAAGACGGGUAGUACUUCUUGUUCUUCUAGCAAAAUGAUAACCGCCACGACAACGACUACAACAACUUCUAGGGCCAAAAAUAUUAAACCCGGCGUGCUGCUGCCAACGCAGGAGGAGGAGGAGGAAGAGUUUGUCGUCGAGAAAGAGGACCACGAGGCGCAGGACAACUGCUCCGCGAGCGGCGAAAAAUUCAACGAAGACUACAGUCGCAAUUCGUCCUGGAAUAAGAACUCCAGCAACAAGUCGUAUGACUCGAGCAAGUGGGACAGGGACGAGCAGCAGCCAGAUUGGAAAAAGAAGGACAACAAGGCGUCUUCUUCUUGGGGAACGAACAAAAAUAAGAAAUCCCCUUGGGGCGCCGGGACAGGAUCGUGGAGUGCGGACGACCACAGAGAUGUUGAAAAAGAGGACCACAACGACAAGAACUGGGGCACAGGAUCGUGGACGAAAAACAGCAACCAUGACUACACCAACUCGGGAACAAAUAUGAAAUCCUCGUCUUCCAGUUCCACCACGACCUGGGGCGAGGGCGGUAACAGCAAUAAGUGGGGCAACGGCCACGGCUCCUGGUCGUCCAACAAAUGGGAGAGUAGCAAGAAGAAAGGCGGAAACAACUACAACAAUUCCUGGUCGUCAUCUUCAAAGUCAUCAGAUUGGAACAAGGACUACGACGAAGAUAAAUGGGUUUCCUGGGACAAAAACCAAGAAGAUAAUGAUCAUUCAGCCUGGCGCGACGACAAAAAUCGGUCCUCCCUGGUCAUUAAAAAUGAGCAGGGCCGCGACGAGGGAGAUCAACUGUGCAGCAGUUUGUCCGACAACCCCGAGCAGGACGAGAGGACUUCUACGUGCGCCAACAACGAGAACAACUACAGGCCCAAUAAACGCAGCAAAAACCACGAGUCCAAGUACAUGCCGCAGGAGAAUCCGAUUGGUGUGAAGCGCAGCACGGGGGAGCGAAGAAACCUAGGGCAGUUUGCGGUCGAGUACGAAGAGGGCAACCGGUUGAAUUUCGAUUUCAAAAACCGGAACCCCUACUUUUUUUACACACAAGCUGCAGACGAGCAACGCUUCCCCUGUGGGGUAGUCGAAGGAACGGGGCCCAUCAUUACCCAGCUGUACCACAACAUCGCGAAUUCUGUGGAGUGGAAUCAGAAUGAGAAGGGCGACGAGGAGGAGGAGCAGCUGAUGGUGGAGGAGGAAUCGGAUGCAGGGUCGGACUCGGAUGACGGCGAUGUUGAUUCACAAAUGUCGGGGCUGACCACGAUGACCGGCGAAAAUUUCACCGUCGACCGCAACCUUCCUGUGAACGCCCAGCUCAAGUUGUUCGAUUUCUGGAUGAAUGAAAAUUUUUCUGCGGACGGUAGUGCCAUACUCUCGCACCAGAGCUGUACGCACUGGAAGAGUGUGUUAGCGAGGAAAUGGACAGAGGCUCGGCUCUGGGAAGCCCCGCAGAGCGAGAGCGACUACGGCCUCGUCCGGCAGCUGCUACAAGCAAGGCGAGAGUACAUGGACUACCUCGAUCAACCGCAUGUCCAGCAAUCCCACAAGGUCCUCAAGCCCAUGUUGUAUGCGGAUAUUCUACGUUGGAUAGUCACGGUGCUGACACUCGAGGAGGAAAAGGAAGAAGGACGGUAUUUGAAAGAACAGGGGCGACAGCUUCAAAAGUACCGCCAGGAAAAGGACCGAAUCCAGAGGCAACUGCGGGAGAAGCAGGAGAAAGAACGGAUCGAGUUAGAGGAGCGAAUGCAGAGGGAAGAGGAAGAAAUUAAGCAAAAGCGGAAGGACGAGACGGAGCGGAGGGAGAAAAAGAAAGCGCUGGAGCGGGAGAUGAAUGCGUCCGUUGGAAUCCCACUGACUCAAGCAUCGCUGGACACUGCACCCAUCAGCAGCUCUGCACCGCGCAGUCGCCGACCCAAAGCCCCUGGUCCCGCCGCAGGAGGGGAGGACGCGUUGAACCGGUCUCAAGACAGUGCCUACCAAUACCAGUUUCAGUAGAAGGUGCCCGCCUCCAAUUCCAUCGACAGAAAGGAAUAAAACGAAACUACUUAAUAUUGGCGUGUGUGUGAACGUCGACGUCGUGAAUCAGAAUCUUCAUCACCUACCGACUGCCUAUUUUAUGUGUGCUCGAGGACAAGAGAGUACGUUUUCUGCACAUGGUCUUCAAGGUUAAUAGCUACACUUUGCUAGAAGUAGUUGUACGUGCGACUAUGUGGUUGCUAGGUAGAACGAAGUGGCUCUCCUGUGCUGAGCAGAUCUUCGUGUAUUCAGUUUUGGACAUCAUGAAUUCUGUUGCUGCUAAGUGCUGGAUCGCAUACUCACAGGAAGAUUGAUAGAGUUUUUCUUUUCACAUUCACAUCUGUGGAAGGGGCAGAAAAUACCUAAAUCAAUAUUACGAGGCACAGUGAUUUUUACCAUUUUACGGCCGACGCGGAGAGCGCGUGGCUGUCGCCGUCGCGGCGGCCGUCGCCAUCGUGGCGGAGCGUGUUGGGGAAAACGAAAAACCCAACCUCUAAGCAAGUGCGACGAGUGAAAGGCUUUUCACAUCAUUCACUUUGUUUUGGUGUGGACGACCACGCCAGUAGCAAAAAUCUUCUGGUCUCUACUUGUGACUGUCGCAUACUUAGUAGAAGACAGCCGCCUCAUCUUCCGGUCAAUCACUACUACUUUGCUGACCUUAGUACUUUUUGAAUCAAAAGUGGGUGUAUUUAUUUGUAUAGCAAUGGCAUUCACUGUCACGACUUAUGACUCUUACGGACGAUUUUCGCCGGCACGGCCACGAUGUCGUGCUGCCCGUCCAUUGAUAAAUAACAUAAGUACCGCAUUUUUCAGAUUAUUUUCAUAGAACGCUAGAAAAAUGAACCUUUGUCGCGAUCGACGCUUCAUCCAUGAAGUAAGUCGACAGCUAGUUGCUCUUGCUUUUCGAUUAAGAUUGUAGGUAAGUCGUGCUGGAUCACUACAUUCCACCUUGGAAUGUGACAAGUACUAGUCAGAAUUCAUUCAUUCGGUUUUUUCGAUUAUGCGGCAGAGAGGCUUCGGGUUGAUCUUGAUGUCGCUCUGCGCGAGGAAUUGCUGGAGCGGGAUACAAGAACACCCCCCUGUGUCCUCCGACUCCUGAGACCAGCCCUGAAUUAGUUAUUAUAGCACAGAGGAUCUCGUCGGCAUCAACAAUUGGAAUUGCUUGGUGGCGCCAUCGGCAAGAAAUUGUGCGUGUCCACCUCUGGUUGCAGCUAUGUAGUCGACUGCGAGUGUAUUAGAAUGCACAACGUCCCCCCUCAUUUGAAGGGCCGGCGCAGCAACAGAAGCAACGGUCGGGGUGGCGGUCAGCCGCGGUAAGCCGUAGCCUAGCGCGCCUGCAACGGAAGACGCUUAUUUUUUCGCAAUUUCCGUGCAAAGAGCAAAUGUCCUCGGACGUCGCUGGUCAAUUUGUCAAAAUUCGAUGAACAGUGUCAUUUUUCACCACGCACAGUAGUACUUAUUGGAAUUUUCGGAAUUCUCCACAUCCAGUCUGGAAUUUGUUUCUGCG
Molecule: messenger RNA, 14685 nt
Organism: Amoebophrya sp. A120
Lineage: Eukaryota; Dinophyceae; Syndiniales; Amoebophryaceae
Source: the annotation of a GenBank genome assembly